This is a messenger RNA of Xiphias gladius (swordfish), 1103 nucleotides long. It is a transcript of the gene med18, whose product is annotated as mediator of RNA polymerase II transcription, subunit 18 homolog (yeast). Gene Ontology annotation, molecular function: transcription coregulator activity. Gene Ontology annotation, cellular component: core mediator complex; mediator complex. Bases 426 to 1055 code for a protein of 209 amino acids. The record is from RefSeq and is a predicted model, not a curated record. NCBI's taxonomy places the organism in Eukaryota, Metazoa, Chordata, Actinopteri, Istiophoriformes, Xiphiidae. The transcript is spliced from 3 exons. Gene Ontology annotation, biological process: regulation of transcription by RNA polymerase II; termination of RNA polymerase II transcription.
UAAAGUUGGCUGGCAACCUCAGCGAAACAAACCCGAGGAAGAAAAGAAACGCUCUUUAUGCACUAUUGCUGACUGUGUUAACUCUUCCUUUGAUAAUGGCCCGAACCGUGUGGCUAUUUUUGUUUUAAUCGGCUCUUUGCUUUCACGGAUAGAUACUUGCCAUCAUAUCCAAGCAAUUUAACGUUGAAAUGCUUAGCACGAUAACUUGAGUGACAUAUUGGCUAACUGACGAUAUCUACCUUGGCUAGCUGCUAGCAAGCUAGCCGUGUGUUGAUUGAACGAACCGGUCAGGCCUACUGGAUCCUCGGUCUUUAGUGUGGAGGCUCUACCGAAGACGAAUUCACCAACAUUAAUCGGUUUUCCUCCGCUGUAUUUUGUUCUUGGGAGUUUCUCAGAUUCAAAAACAACAAAGUACCCGAGAAAAGAUGGAGGCUCCUCCUGUCACUGUGAUGCCAGUCACCGGAGGCACAAUCAAUAUGAUGGAGUACCUGCUGCAAGGCAGUGUGUUAGAUCAGGCUCUGGAAAGCCUCUUACAUCGCCUCCGAGGUCUGUGUGACAACAUGGAACCUGAGACCUUUACAGAUCAUGAACUGGUUUAUCUUCUGAAAGGCCAACAAGGCAACCCUUUCAUUCUGCGUGCCCGACGCUCCCUCUCACACCCCACAGCCCCAUGGCACCUACGCUACCUGGGCCAACCUGAAGUGGGAGACAAGAGCCGCCAUGCCCUGGUACGCAACUGUGUUGACGUGGCUGCCUCUCACAGCCUGCCAGAGUUCCUAAAUGAGAUGGGCUUCCGCAUGGACCAUGAGUUUGUGGCAAACGGACAUAUAUUCCGAAAAGGUGCAAUGAAAGUUGUGGUCAGCAAGCUGUCACGCAUCCUAGUACCAGGAAACACGGAGAACAUAGAGCGCCUAUCCCUUUCAUACUUGGUGGAGCUGAGUGUGUUGGCUCCCGCUGGCCAGGACAAUGUGUCAGAGGACAUGCGCAGCUUUGCUGAGCAACUCAAGCCCCUGGUCCACCUGGAGAAGAUCGACCCGAGCAAACAGAGACAUUAAAUGACACAAUUAAUAGGGUUGACUCCUCUCUGUCUACCAUGGACAAAU